Messenger RNA from Daphnia pulicaria, 2041 nucleotides. RefSeq lists its product as uncharacterized. The coding region runs from base 154 to 1791 and encodes 545 amino acids. The transcript has 7 exons. The record is from RefSeq and is a predicted model, not a curated record. Gene Ontology annotation, molecular function: DNA binding; protein binding. Lineage: Eukaryota; Metazoa; Arthropoda; Branchiopoda; Diplostraca; Daphniidae.
GAUUUCCGGACGGCCAUAUCUUGUGCUUUGUGCGUGGCUGCGUCACUUUGUGUAAACGAGUUGACCGUUGUGGCGUGUAGAAAAAUAGCAAAAUCAAGCAACUACUAAUUUAGUAUUUGUCACACAAUUUACAAAUAUUCUAGUGUUAAAGAAAUGGCAGCAUUGGUCUCUUGUCCAGAUGAGAUUUUAUGUCGCAUUUUCCAAUCGAUUACUUCGAUAUCUGAUUUGCAAAACUUAAUGCUAUCAUGUCGCCGAUUUCUCCAUGUUAUACGUAACUCCAAUAAAUUGUGGCGGCUUAAGCUCACUGUGGUAAAAAAUGUUAGAGAAACUUUGAAGAAAUUGUCACCUUUGUGCUAUCCAAUGGAGGAUCCACCUCUCGCUGUUAUGGAUAAGUUGAUUGUUGGUGACAGCCCAAUGCCUGAAUUUGUUGAAGAAGAGCUUCUGAAUCAAAUAUUUCGACAAAAGACGAAUGAAAAUUUAACAAUUUCGUUUUAUGCUCAUAAAGUUCUGAGAUAUUUAAGGGCUAAGAACCUUGAGAAAAAUUGGGUUUCUUAUAAUUUACAACCAAUUCACAACAGGUCGUUAUUGGAAGGAAUUGUCAUGAUAUCUCAAUGGAUUCAAAUGGAAAAAGAGUGUUUGGUAAGUUUAGAAGAGGUUGAGUAUGCCAUAGGGAACAUAGUUAACAGAGUCAGGCAAAUUGUCAAUGCAAAAAGUAAUGAUUCACAUGCGAAAACUGAUGUGAAUGACCCAGAAGUUGCUAGAAAAUUUUUUGCUGUUAUGAAAGAUGUACUAUAUAAAGAAAUGCAGUUUUCAUGUGUGGAAAUUGGAGAAGACCUAUUCUCAUUUCAAAAUAUGUGUGUUGAAAAGGUACUUCAAGUCAGAUGUGGCCUUUCACUCGUUUUACUUGUAAUUUACCAUGAGAUAGCCAAAAGAAUGGGAAUUCUUUGCGUUCCAGUUUUUUCGUUCGACCGUAUUCUUUUAAGACACACAGGAAGCCCAUCAAAAGUCAUCAACUACACUUUCAUUGAUCCUUCAACUGGAUAUUAUUUUCCUGGAUUUGCUGCAUUUGUUUCUUCUGUACAUGAGAUUGAGAAUGUAUUAACAGAUAUGGUCGAACAUUUCUUAGAAUAUCUAGACAGCGGAUAUUUGGAUAAAGAUGGCAUACACGUUGAUCGCAGACGUGCGCAUAUUUAUCGGUUAGCUUGUGCCAUCAGUAGGUAUCAAGAAAUUUCGUGGAUUACGGAUUACACCGAAAUGUGCGCUAAUCUCCGCAUUCAGUUGGAAGAGACAAUUCAGAUGCUUGAGUGUAAAGGACUUCAGGAUCUUGCCGUUAUGAAAAUAUGCAAACAGAUCUUUAGCGCACAACGUGCCUCCGUUUCCGAGAUUUUUGUUUUUCAUCGACUUCCUUUGAUGAAAUAUGCCGUAGGACUCGUAAUGAAAUAUAAAGGGAAAGAAGAUUUUCCUCAAUUGGGCGUUAUAAACUUGUCGGGAAUGACGCGAGAAGAUAUUAAUAGCGGGAACAUUGUACCAUAUUAUUGUGUGUUGUUCGACGGCGGGCAGGAUUGUUGUUGGGUUCCUGAAGACGAUUUGGAGCUCCUUCCUGGUGGUGCUGUUAUCAAACACUCGCAAAUUGGUUUGCAUUUUGAACGCUUCGAUGGCCGCCGAUAUGUUUUGAAUGCCACUACGAAUGCCUUAAAUCCAGGCAAUGAGGAGUUUGUCCUUACAUUACUAGGGUUUUGCGAUUUCGCGCGAUUGGUGCAUAAUUUAUGUUUGAAAAAUUCUGCCACUUAAAAGUCUGAAGAAAUUGAAAAUUCAAUAUGUUUAUGUUUUUUUUUGUUAUAUUGAAUUCUUUCUCGUUUUUUUUAAUUCGAAUAAUCGUUUGACAACCAAUAUCGAGGCCAACAUGUUUGAUACCCUUCGUCCUUCGAGUUUGUUUGUUCAAGAAAUAAGGGAAAGACUGAAAGAGCCGCCAUUAAACCGUUCUUAUAAUUUCUGAAUAAACCAUUGGUCGGUUUAAAACCCGGAAAAUUUCCCUAUUCCA